Messenger RNA from Oldenlandia corymbosa var. corymbosa, 3110 nucleotides. NCBI's taxonomy places the organism in Eukaryota, Viridiplantae, Streptophyta, Magnoliopsida, Gentianales, Rubiaceae. The record is from the annotation of a GenBank genome assembly.
CCGGUAUUGGAUAUCCGGCCGGUCCGACCCUAAACCCUUACAACGUUGGUACUAUUAACUAAGCAACACGAAAAUGACUCUCUCAAAUCGAAAAGAAAAAAAAAAAAAAAGGGUAUAAAUGUGUUCCAAUGAAGGCCUGAACUGAAAGCCACCCGCGUGUCCAGAGUAUCAGACAAAAAACGAUUUUGUUUUAAUAUUUAGAGACACCUUUUCAAUAAAUUCUUCCCCGUCCCCAGAGAGAAGAAGAAGUGUGAUACUCUAUGCAGAUCUGCUGCAAUUGGGAAAAUUUUGAAUGAUUCCAUCAAUCAAUAGAGAUUCCCAUUUUUUUUUUCUUUGUUGAUUCAAUACCAAAAUAUAUAUAGAGAUAUAUAACCUAUAUACGAUAUCUAACCAUAACGUACCCUUUUGUACUCACUCUCUCUAGUAAGCCUCUCUCAUUACAACUUUUACAGCAACCCCUUUUUGUUUUUAUUUGGAAAGGGGGGGUACCAGUUUUAGUGUACAUAUAUAUACAGGUGUGCUCCACAUUUCCUGAGGGGAUAGAUAUAGAGGGUUGUGUUUGGUUUGUGAAGAUAGAGGAGAAAAAAUGUUCCAAUUUUUACUCGGGAGUUGCUAUCCAAGGGCUCUGUUUGGAGUUUAUGUCGGACUGGUUUGUGUUGAUGGCUUUCUUGCUGUUAUUUCCUUUCUUCAGUUAUUGCGGAUUCAUUCAAGAAAUUUACAAAUUGGCUGGACCCGACAGAAAGUUUUUCAUCUAAUGAUUGGGUCGUCUAAUUUAGGUUUUGUCCUGUACUUUAUCUUGAGCCUUGUUGCUGCCUGCAAGGACUGGGCAUCCUGGUCACAUAUAUGUGGCUUCAUAAUCAUGGCUUUCCCGCAGAUCAUAUUCUUUGCCGCAUUUCUGCUACUUCUCUCAUUCUGGGUUGAUCUUUGCCAUCAGACUAACGAUGAUGAAGAUGAUGAUGAUGGAUAUUAUUCCCGCGAAGCUCUUUUGGAAAAGACAAAUAAAGAAAAUGCAGUUGUUCAUCAUAGUAGAAAAUGCUGUUCGCUUAGGGCACUUCAAGUUGGUAGCCGCCAAAAAAUUGUGAUUCUGGUGAUCCUGUUAAUUUUGGUCCUAAUGGUUACGUCUUCUAUGCUGAUGUGGAUUGGAAAGGGAGACAAUCCUAUCGAUUCAUCCUUGGUGGCCCGGGUAUAUGUAGAUCUCUUUUCUGCAAUAGUUCUUUCCCUUGGGGGAGCAUUAGCUGGUUAUGGGCUUGUAUUAUACCUGAAGAUGAGCAAAGUAAGAUCUGACAGGGUCUCUUCUGAAAAAAAGAAGGUUGCUGGAUUGGCCAUAGUUUCAGUCCUUUGUUUUUCUUCAAAUGCUGUUGUUGCUGUUUUCACAAAUAUACCUCUUCUCUAUGACUGGAAUCAGCAGACUCUUGGUGGUGUUUAUACCUCUCUUCUUCUACUUUUGUAUUACUUUUUAGGUACGUCUGUACCUGCUGCCUCUCUACUUUGGGUGAUGAGAGAACUACCACCACCACUUGUAACGAAUAGAGAUGAAGAAUCGAGAAUGAUCGCUUUCAUCAAUGAUGGCUCAGUGACUGCACAUCCACAGCGCUGGGCUGCUGCUGCAUGUUUACAGAAUCAGGUUAAUCUUCUUACCUCUGUUUUCUGUUACCGUCUUUAACUGUGCUAAUAAAAUUGUUCGUGUUCGCUGUACCAAAAAAUAAACUAAAAAUUGUACAUGUUCGGCUAUAUUUGCUUGGAUUAAUGUACUUCCAUUUCUCUGUAGGAAUAUGGGAUCUUUAUAUGCAUAUAGUCUAAGCUACCCACCCGUCUGUAUUUUUCACUCAAGACAUGAAAUGCUGAAGUUUAUGAUUUUUUAUGAUUUGACCUUCAUAUGGAUAGUGGAAAGAAGGCUCUAGAAUGAGAGUCGGAAACCUGUUUGCUUGCUGAUGCAAUGCAAUCCAUUUUUUACAAUUUGACUCAUUGAAUUACUAGUAGUUUUGGAUAUGAGUGUUCACAAUUUCUCUAUGGCACCAGCUUGCUAAGUCAGUGAAGCUGUAAUGAUUUUGGUAAACCAAGAGACAUCCCAGUCCAUAAACAUAUGUUAAUGAGGACCUUCAAUGGACUCAUAAUAUUAAGAGACGGACAAAGCAUGUGUUUUGAAGCAUUUUGUGACUACCUUAACUCUGAUGGAAAGAUUUUAAUGAACAUUGAACCUGCUGCUAUUGCUACAUGCAAUAUGGUUGACAAAAUUGCCCUUCUGUAAUAUGAUCAACCUCUGGAAUUCAUUCUAUUUAUCUUUCUUUUUCUUCAUAAAAUCGCAUUUGACGGAAGUCAAUAUUGGGAAAUUUUAGAUAGUUUAUGUUUCUCUUGACUCAGGGACUUAGCAAGAAGUUCAAGAUAUUGACUGUUAUCACUGAAAUUACGAGUUGUUUUUAUCACACCUUUUAAAAAAUAACAUAUUCCUUAUAUUUGUGUGCACUCCUAUUCUGAUAUUAUCCUCUGAAGUCUAAAACAACAGCUUUCUCUGCAUGUUUAUAACAUUGACUAUCUUUUGUCUUUAAGAAUGAAGGAAUGCAAUGGCUAUUCUGAUCUGGCAGACUGGCUUAUUUUCAUCAUGGGAGUUUUAGUUAUCCCUUUUCAAGUAGAUCUAGCUAACUUGUGGGUGGCAUCUUGCGAAGAGUGGUAUAAAUGGCUGAUGAUCUUCUGUUUGUAAAUUUUAUGUUCACUGCAGGUAUCAAGAGCAAGCCCUAUAUGAUGGUAUGAAGUGUAGAAUCUUUGCUUCAGAGAUUUACCAGUUUCAAGUCUAGACAGGAUGAAAAGGUGACCUUAAUGACAUCCUGUCCAAGGCACUCGGAUAACAGUCGUAAGUCUGCCGAUGCCGAAGCCCCGAUAACUUAGGCAUGUAUAUAUAGCAACAGGUCACAGAAGUCAAUCAUUAGAGAGAUAUGAGUGUACUGUUAAUAUAUGUGCAAGGAAUCUGAACCAGAUCGCUUCAUGUACAAAUGUUCUUGAUUAUUCUAUGGUGAUCUUUAAAAGUUUUAGAUCUUCAGAAGGGUUUAUUAUCACCUUGAGCUACUCCUGCAUGCAUUUUUAGUUGUGUCAGAUAUUUCGUUAAGUACCGUGCU